Yamadazyma jaroonii is the source of this 447-nucleotide messenger RNA. The record is from the annotation of a GenBank genome assembly. Lineage: Eukaryota; Fungi; Ascomycota; Pichiomycetes; Serinales; Debaryomycetaceae.
AUGGAUAGGUUUAAGAAUACUACAUUCCAUAGGGAGAAUCAACCAACACCUAAACCCAAACCCAAACCUAAACUGAAAGGGUAUCUCACACCAACCAAAGAAGAGGCAAGAUCGGAUUUUAUCAAAGAAUUAGUUCAAACAGGUAAAGCUAAUUGGAAAAUAGCUCCAUCGGAUUUGAAAAGAAGAUAUAAUGGUAUAUAUAUGAUUUUAUUAGCAAUCCCUGUGGUUUUAGUGACCUCAGUGGAAUUAUAUAGAAGGUUGGAAGGGAAAUCUACUAAAAAGAUUCAACAGGGAGAAAUUUUAGAUAAUGGAGAAGUAAGAAAAUUCGAUGAACUUGAAAAGUAUAAGGUUGAAAAACAAUCAUGGAGUUACAGAUUAUUUGGAAAAGAUUUCUUUCUUGAUGGGUUUACUAGUAAAACCAUGAAAGAUGAGAGCAAGGAAAAAUAA